Messenger RNA from Impatiens glandulifera, 599 nucleotides. RefSeq names its product anaphase-promoting complex subunit 11. Gene Ontology annotation, cellular component: anaphase-promoting complex; nucleus. Gene Ontology annotation, molecular function: cullin family protein binding; zinc ion binding; ubiquitin protein ligase activity. Bases 216 to 389 code for a protein of 57 amino acids. Gene Ontology annotation, biological process: anaphase-promoting complex-dependent catabolic process; protein ubiquitination; positive regulation of mitotic metaphase/anaphase transition. The record is from RefSeq and is a predicted model, not a curated record. The transcript has 3 exons. Lineage: Eukaryota; Viridiplantae; Streptophyta; Magnoliopsida; Ericales; Balsaminaceae.
UUCACUUGAUUCACGAACACGCUAAGUUCAAUAGUCUCAAUUUUGUAAGCAUUGCACUUGCACAGGAAGAAAAUCACAAAAUAUCAUCUGAGAAAGAAGCUCUCUCUUCUGUUCGGAAUAGUGCGCGGAAAGAACAUGAAAGUGAAACUAUUACGUGGCAUGCAAUUGCUUCGUGGACAUGGGAUGCACAAGAUGAUUCAUGUGGGAUUUGUAGGAUGGCCUUUGAUGGUUGUUGCCCGGAUUGUAAACUCCCUGGUGAUGAUUGCCCAUUAAUUUGGGGUGCAUGCAACCACGCUUUUCAUCUCCAUUGCAUUUUAAAAUGGGUGAAUUCACAGACCCCUCAAGCUCAUUGCCCCAUGUGUCGUCGAGAAUGGCAGUUCAAGGGAUGAAAUCACAAGUUUUACGCCAAUCCAAGUGCAAAUGAGACUGUUUGUUUGUUUGUUAAAAAUCAUAUCUUUUUAAGCAUAUGAGAUCAGAGAGAUACUAUGUAGUUUAGUGAUAGUUUGGUUGUGACAGUAACCCGUGAUGUUGAAAAAUUAAGGAUUUCAUUAUAUUAUAGUUUAAUGUUGGUGGUAUGAAGAUGUUCUUGAACCUUUCUA